Molecule: messenger RNA, 4735 nt
Organism: Manis javanica (Malayan pangolin)
Lineage: Eukaryota; Metazoa; Chordata; Mammalia; Pholidota; Manidae
Source: RefSeq, a predicted model, not a curated record
GAGGAAGACAGGGCUGGAAUCUCACAGGCAGGAUGUCAGUGUGGACCUCUGCUGAUCCUCCCCAUGAGCUCCUGAGGGAGGCCACCGCAGGCCAGGUGUCUGCUCUGCCCCACGGCAGGCCCUGAACAGGCAACCAAACUGCCCCAGGCAAGGUGACGACACCAGCAGAUUCAGGGCAUCUUUGUGUCCAUCUAGCCCAGGUUCCGAGGCUUCAUCCUGCUGAUCACCUUCUUCAUUUAUACCUGUUACCAUAUGUCCAGGAAGCCCAUCAGUGUCGUCAAGAGCCGUCUGCACCAGAACUGCUCGGAGCUGAUCAAGCCCAUCAAUGACUCCCACAGUCUCAAUGACAGCACGUGGUGCAACUGGGCUCCAUUUGACAAGAGCAACUACAAGGAGUUGCUGGGGGCUGUGGACAAUGCCUUCCUCGUGGCCUAUGCCAUCGGCAUGUUUAUCAGUGGCAUUUUUGGGGAGCGGCUCCCCCUCCGUUAUUACCUUUCAACUGGCAUGCUGCUCAGUGGCCUUUUCACCUCACUCUUUGGCCUGGGAUAUUUCUGGAACAUCCAUGUGCUCUGGUACUUUGUGCUCAUCCAGAUCUGUAACGGACUUGCCCAGACCACAGGCUGGCCCGCUGUGGUGAGCUGCGUUGGCAACUGGUUCGGGAAGGGGAAGCGGGGCCUCAUCAUGGGCGUCUGGAACUCGCAUACAUCUGUGGGCAACAUCCUGGGCUCCCUGCUGGCCGGCGUGUGGGUGAACGAGCAGUGGGGCCUGUCGUUCGUGGUGCCAGGCGCCAUCACCGCCACCAUGGGCAUCGUCACCUUCCUCUUCCUCAUCGAGUACCCAGAAGACGUGGACUGCACCCCUCCUCAGCACCACGGUGGGCCGGAAGAGAGUGAGGACGGCCCCGAGGACCCUGGGAAUGGUCCUUCAUCCAACAGGGAGAGUGGCCUGGUGUCCAGGUGUUCCAAGGACGCCGAACCCGUUGCCAUCAGCUUCCUGGGCGCACUUCAGAUCCCGGGUGUGGUGGAGUUCUCUCUGUGUCUGCUCUUUGCCAAGCUGGUCAGUUACACCUUCCUCUACUGGCUGCCCCUCUACAUCUUCAAUGUGGCUCACUUUAGUGCCAAGGAUUCUGGGGACCUGUCCACACUUUUUGAUGUUGGUGGCAUCGUAGGUGGCAUCAUGGCAGGGCUCAUCUCUGACUACACCAAUGGUAGGGCCACCACCUGCUGCAUCAUGCUGAUCUUGGCUGCCCCCAUGAUGUUCCUGUACAACCACAUUGGCCAGAGUGGGAUUCUUAACUCCGUAGUGAUGCUCAUCGUCUGUGGUGCCCUGGUCAACGGCCCGUACUCACUGAUCACCACUGCUGUCUCAGCUGACCUGGGGACUCACCAGAGUCUGAAGGGCAACGCGAAGGCACUGUCCACGGUCACGGCCAUCAUCGACGGCACGGGCUCCAUAGGUGCAGCCCUGGGGCCCCUGCUGGCUGGUCUCAUUUCCCCCACAGGCUGGAACAAUGUCUUCUACAUGCUCAUUUCUGCUGAUGUUCUUGCCUGCUUGCUCCUUUGCCGGCUGGUGUACAAAGAGAUCCUGGCCUGGAAGUCAUCCCUGGGCAGAGACAGAGGGUAUAAAGAAAUAUGAGGCCUGGAUUGGCAGAGAAGCAUGGAGGACCCCAGCUGGGUCCUAAAGUGCCCUUCCUGGGCAAGGCAGUGGAGACAGCCAGCCAGCCAGCCAGCCCAGCCCAGCCCAGCCCAGCCACAGGGCCGCAGAGCGGCUGGGAGAUUCUCCCUGGGAAGGGGACUGCCAACAUGAGGAAAUGGAAGACUCAAGGGCUUGAGCUCUGGAGGCCGCCAGCAGCAGGGAUCAGAGCUGAGUGGCGUCUCCCUCUUGAUAAGGGAAGGAUUUGCUCAGACUCUCGCUUGUUCAGAUUCCAAGGCAGAAGGCAGAGGCUCAAAAGGGCCAAGGCCUGGCAAGGUGCCUCUUUCCUCCCGUGUUACACUGGAGCUUCUGAUCAGCCUGCACCCGGAGGUGGGUUUCUAUCUGUUUUGGAGCCGCCCAAGCUAUCUUCAUCCGUUUGUCCAUGAGCCAGUUUCCUUGCGCAUUCCCCCACGUUGGAACUUUCUCCCACCCUCCAUUUCAUUCUGUUUCGAACUCCUGACCUGUGUUGCUCUAAGUGUUAUUUCUGUAGCCUCCAGGGCCAGGACUAGGGCAGGCAGGGGGGUGCCUCAGGGGCACAAGCUAGGGAAGUGUCCGUCUGGGGAGUGUCCGUCUGGGGCCUCUCCCCUCCCCUCGGGCCCAGUGCCCAUAUCAGGGCAGUGCGGCAAGGUGAGGGUGGGGGUGUGACUAAAAGCAUCUGCUUGUAUCAAGUAUUCUGAUAAUGAAGUGACAGUGGUCACCAAGUGCUCCUGAAGGCCAUCUCUGUUGUGGGAAUGGAGUUGACAGUGGACACAGAAAGAGGCCCUAGGCCCUCAGCGUAAGGCACCAGCGUGACAAGACUAGGAAGAGGAUAGUGCCUGGUUUCUGCAAGCAGCUGCUCCCAUGUAGCCGCCAGGAGCUCUGUGCAGCCCACGUGGCCCACCUAUGCUGCUCAGGUACUGAUUCUGGCCUCCCCGUGUCCUGGAGCACCGCAUGCUAGGCUAAAUCCUGGCAUUUCUGUCUGACCUCUGGAGCUGCCCACCGGGCCAGCACAUAUUUCUCUUGCCAGCUGCACCUGUGCUCAUCCUUGCCAGCCCUUGGCAUGGCAGCAGCAAGCUGGGGCUCCCCGGGCUGGUGGAGCCGUGUCCCAGGACCACAGGGGUGGUGUGCUGGUGGUGGUCACAGUCGGCAUUCCCAGAGGAAAUGCUCGCGACAGCACUGAUGAGCCCCAUACGAACACAGUUAACCGGGAUGCUGUGUGCUAGGAUACUGGCUGGAUACAAACUGCUCGACAUUGAGAUAGGUCAUAGGCACCCCGGUGGUGAUGGAUAGGUGGUCACACUGCCUGCUGCACUGAUUUUGAAAGCUGGAGUCAGACAGGGACCUGUAAGUCCCGAGGACCCCAGGGCAGGAGUGGCAGUAUUGGCACUGGGUUCAGCAUUUACGAAGGCUUCUUGCAACCAGAUGUAUCUGAGGUUACACCAAGGGGAGCCACGAGAUGGCGCUACAAUCCCACGGUCCGGCCCCAAGUGCCCUGCAAGCACCUGCUUCCAGGAGGGAAACCCAGAGGUUUUUUUCACCUGUCAACUUUCCAUCUUUGGCUGCAGACAGGUCGGGGUAGGAAGGGUGGAAUAGUGUUUUUGGUCCUGUCUCCACCCUCGCCUCACCACUUACCAGCUGCUAUAAGCCUGUUUCCUCAUCUAGAAAAUAGUACUGACAUUACCUACUUCAGAGGACUGGUGUGAAGAGGGUAAGUCAGCAUUAAACACACUCCCUACCCUUAAGGAGUUUGUCUUAGUAGGAUAAAAUAGGAACAUGGAAAUGUUUCUAAACAAUACAAGAAAAAACCCUAGAAACAGUGACUGCGGCCAGGAGGCCUUGUCGCCCAUUAGCCCAGCCCUGAAGGGAUGGGGCCGUGGGAGGGUGACCCCAGGGCAGUGGAGGGAUGAGUGUGACAGGCGUGUAGGAAGAGUGCAGAGGACUUAGGCGGGUCCUGUGAGGAGGUGAGGGGGAGCGGGAAUGGUUAUCAAUCCCCCAACCCGUGGACAGGGACUGGAAAAUGAGCAGGGCACCACGGCUCAUGCUGGUGCCCAGGGAGGCACCGCAGACGUGCAGAAGGCCUGUGGCAGCUCAGAGCCUGGCCUCUGAAAGGAGGACUCGAGCUGUAGGUGGGAGUUGGGGGAGAGCAGCAAAGGUUGGACCCAGCCCUGAGUGCCCUCUGCACUGUCUGCCAGGCCCAAGGCCCUGCCCCGCUCAGCCCUGGGCACUGAGUCUUCCCCAGAAGCCUCCCACCUGCCUUCUCUCUGGGCUUCGUUGCUCACUUGGGGCUAAUGCAGGAGCAUUACGUUAAUUAGUUAUUCAUUUAAUUUAACUUCACAUUUGGUCUCAAUUAAGCUUAAAGUGCUCUUCCUUAUAGAUGUUACAAUAGCACUUGUAAUUAAAAAGCAAUAACUCUGCGCUUCUCCUUUAGAGAGCCACUGGGAGGCUGGGCUGGUGGGGGAGGGGGGGGAGAGGGAACGAAGAGGAAGGGAACCGAGCACUACAGGCUGCCUCGGGGGCUGGGGUCGGGGAAGGAGACUCCUGCCGGGUCACGGGUGCUGGGCUGGAGGCCCUGAGAACUGGGGAGAGGUGCUGGAGGUGAAGGGGCAGACCCUGUACACAAGGGGAGGUGUGGGGCAGGAUGGAGAUGGGGGGAAGAGGGGGGCCCUAGAGACAGGAGCUCGGCCCGUGUAUUCUGUGAUCCACACCCUCAUUCCCAGCACCAGGGACUAGGCUAACUUACAUGGCAAAAGAGACUUUGUGGAUGCGAUUGAACACCGUGAUAUGGGGAGACUGUCCUGGGUCAUCAGGGUGGACCCAGUGUCAUCACAAGUCUCCCUGUAAGUCAGAGAUGGGAGCAGGAGUGGCAGGUGUGCCAUCAGAAGACGCUGGCUUUGAAGAGAGAGGCGGUGGGCACUGGCCGGGGAACGGGGGCAGCCUCAGGAAGCUAGGAAGGCAAGGAAGUGGGAUUCUCCACUACAGCCUCCAAAAUCUUUGUUUUAGCCUCAAGAAACCCAUUUCGGAUUUCUGAAUUCCACAACUGUAAGAUAAUAAAUUUGUAUUGUUC